AUGGAGGGCCAAAAACCUUCCAAAAGACCAAAGCUUCGGUGGGACAUCCCAAUGCGCCAAGCACUUUGUUGUCUUUACCGGUUCUUCCAAUGCAGCAAGAAAGAGAAAGAGGAAAUCUUCUUCUCUAUGUUCCGGGAAUAUCUGAGAAAACGUGGGAUUAAUACAUUUGUUCCGGGCAGAACGCUCCACACACAGUGGAGCUGGAUGAAAUACACCGGCGAUCUUGUCUGGUCGCAUGUUCACCGGGAUACCGAGUUCACCAUGGAGGGAGAAUGGAAGAGUAUCACUCAACGCAUCAAGUCUACCGCAGUUACCCUGCAUCUCCCUCUUCUUGAGAAGACAGCAGACGACAUUGACACGAGUCAAUGGGGAACGCGAGCAACAAUGGUGGGACUGAGAACGGAAUCCCCGCCGCAGACACCUCACAUACCUCACAUCAGAUCAUUAACACUGCGCCAACGAAGCGAAGAGGAAAGGAGUCAUUAUUUUGCUGAAAGUGGUGACCAAAGAAGUGAAAGUAUCACGAUGAGUGCCGGUAACACCCAAGAACAGAUUGACCACCUGGAGGAGAUCGACCCCAACGGAAACGACAAGUCCGUGGUUACAAGCCAUGGGAAGAUGUGCCUUUGGUGCAACCAUGAUGUUAUCAUUGACGAGACAGAGUGUUGCGAUGACCAGUGCCAGCAGAAUGAUCCCGAGCAAAACAAAAUCCCCGACCAAACCCAACAACCCCAGCAUCGGCGGCAAGAGCACCAAGAUUGGAGCCACCAGGACCAACACCCAGAAGAGCAAAAUCAAUAUUCGAAACAGCAAGAUCAAUAUUUAGAACACCAAGUUUGCGGCCAGCAGAAUCAUGAUCAAGGCCAAGACCACCCCAACAGACAAGGCUACCAUUGGGACCAUGACCUGGCGAUGCAGGGGGUUCCGGCUGAUAAACUCCCACCGUUGUUGUUUCGGUGGUCAAAUCAUGACUCCCAAGGAGUCAAUACAAGGACACUUUUUCUGGCCGGACUUUUCUGUAAUGCUGAAUGGUUUCAUCCAGAAGACGUCUCCGAGAGCCAGUUCGAAAGCUUCUUUCAAAGCCAUGUGACCAAAGAGAAGACCAAGACCCCGUUUAUUUCCACCUGUCAGUCACCUUUGUCACCUUUUCACCGUGCCGUUGCUGGCCAAAAUGGCGCUAUGAUAACCAUAAUCGAUACGUCAAAGCUGAACACCAAAGUAUUCUAUGCUUAUCCGCUUGCAAUUCGGACAAGAACUUUGAUACUGCGCGGCUGGAAGGGAUUUGGGGAGUAUCUCAUUUGGGGCCAUAUUCCAACUGAAGCAAUUGCGUUCACUGUGGAUAUUGCCAGUCUCCAACAAAUUGUACGGUCCCACCGCGAUGUGAAUCGCUUAGUUCAAAUUCCACUUAUCAGCAGCUCUCUGCGCUGCGAUACGAAGCUGCGUGACAUGCUGGCAUUGAAAAGAAAGUCGCCUUUCCGAUCUGGUCGAACGCUUGGAAAAUUGUUGACUCUUCUCCAAGUCCCAGCGAUCUACUGGGAGAACCUGGCAACUGAGUUCGCGAAGGGAUGGGGUUGGAGGCACAAGAAAGAGAUCUCUCUGUUCCACAGGGGAAUUCAAAGUGCACCACCUUAUCAGUCGGAAGAAUUGACAGAUUCAGAAAGUGAGGCUCCAUGGCCCACACCCCAAAAGACGCCUGGAUCGACCCCCCAAAAGAUGUAUUUCUCUUCUGACAGGAUUUCUGACUGGAUGUCCGAUGUAGACUACGAGCCACCCGAGACCGACGAAGAAUCGGGAGAGAUCUCCGAGUCGGAAGAUAUGGCAGAGUCUGGAUCGAUGUCUAUAUGCGACCAGACGGAGACAGAGGACGACGGAAAAUUCUCGACCCAUGAGACGUUGUCUAGUGGCAUUUCCCCCGAUGACUAUGGUGCUGAACACCCCUUAGAGCAGGUACAUUCGCAAGAGGUGAUUGAUCUCAUCUCUGAGAACGAUGAAACUAGUUCUCAGCGAGCAUUGCAGCGGGACUGGCCUUCAGACGAUGAUACAUAUAUGUAUCAUGAAACCCCCACCAAGAUCCGAGGAAACCUGCCACAAUCAGAUAACAAGGUCACCAACCAUCUUCUUCUCAAUGGUCACACGGACAUGGAUUUCUUUGGGAAAGUCCGAAAUUAG
Penicillium vulpinum is the source of this 2169-nucleotide messenger RNA. RefSeq lists its product as uncharacterized. The transcript has a single exon. Lineage: Eukaryota; Fungi; Ascomycota; Eurotiomycetes; Eurotiales; Aspergillaceae. The record is from RefSeq and is a predicted model, not a curated record. Bases 1 to 2169 code for a protein of 722 amino acids.